This is a messenger RNA of Boleophthalmus pectinirostris (great blue-spotted mudskipper), 1058 nucleotides long. RefSeq lists its product as uncharacterized. The record is from RefSeq and is a predicted model, not a curated record. The transcript has 6 exons. Bases 357 to 992 code for a protein of 211 amino acids. NCBI's taxonomy places the organism in Eukaryota, Metazoa, Chordata, Actinopteri, Gobiiformes, Gobiidae.
CCUGUAGUGAACACAGUGUGGACAGAGGCUGUGGUUUUUCUCUCUCACACAGACUGCACCACACUGGCCUCUGUUUCUCUGCAAACCGUCUUUGUGUUGUUUAUUUGUGAGUUGUUUUCAGAUUCUAGGAGGUGGUCCUGUCACGCUCUCAGAAAUGUACAUUAAACCACUUUGUGCCUCAACCCCCCAGUUCAUUAUUGACAUUUCUCUGAGGUUAACGCUGGCAUCAUCCAAUCCAUCCAUCAUCUGUGCUCGUACACUCGUAACAAGGACGUUCUCACAGACACAGUGAGUCAAUAGAGCUGAGCAGCAGUAGUUCAACUCUUGAGUUUGCAGCGGUGUGUGUUUGUGCAACAAUGAACUUCACAUGGACUUUAUUUGUUCUCUCAUGCUUCCUCUCGUACACAUAUUCUCACUUGACCAACACUGAGGUCCAACGAGGAGCAGAAGCUUCUCUCUGUUGCUCCGUUCCUCCUUUACUUUUUCCUGUUCACAUAUCGUGGUUCCACAUGAACGACGACACAACUCAGAUCUGCUCAAUGUUAGAUUCAAAAAGUAAAGUUACAUUCUACAGCGGUGCGCACAAAGAGAAAUACACAGUGACAUUAAAUAAUUCAACCACAUGUCUCACAAUCAAGAAAGUGGAUUAUUCUGACUCUGGAUUGUACUUCUGUGGUGAAAAAAUGACCAAUAAAUCUGUCAUCUUUACGGCGACAUUUUUAAAAAUUCAAGAAAACAACACCAAACUAUUCAACCCAGUCAUUAUUCCAGUCAUGUCUGGUGUAAUUGUUCUUCUCGUCUUGCUUGUUGGUGGCCUUAUUCUUAAAAUUCAUCAACUAUCAAAAGGGUACAUUCCCAAAAGAGAAGAAGAACAAGAAGAUAAUAAGAAUUUGGACUCCACUGAACUGACGUAUGCCAAAAUCUACUUCCAAACAAACAGGACUUCAGACAAAGAGCUACAACCCAAUGUGUUGUACGAAGCCACGAGAUAAACUCACCAUGAACAGCCACUUCUGUCUAAACAAUAAUACUGUUUUUUAUGUGUGUGUGUGUGUGUG